Thecamonas trahens ATCC 50062 is the source of this 903-nucleotide messenger RNA. RefSeq lists its product as uncharacterized. The coding region runs from base 1 to 903 and encodes 300 amino acids. Gene Ontology annotation, biological process: signal transduction. The transcript is spliced from 5 exons. The record is from RefSeq and is a predicted model, not a curated record. Lineage: Eukaryota; Apusomonadida; Apusomonadidae.
AUGGCAGGGACCAAGGCUGGGCGCAAGAUCCAAGGCAUGGCAGAGUCGGCGUACUCGCGGACACCGGCGGGGAAGCGGACGCGUUUCCUGAUCGAUCUCAUGGAGGCUCAGUUUGACGCGGAGACGAUGACGGGCAAGCUUGCUCUCGUUGGUGUACGGGCGCGCGGGCGCGGCGGCCAGGUGGACCUGACGCCCGAGGCUCUUCCCGGCUGGGCCGGAACACCGCUGGCCGAUGGCGAGUUUGAGGUCGGCGUCUGCGCCGCGAGCGAGGACGUCGAGUUUGCGAACGCCCUUGCCGAGGUCCUCAUCGAGGGCGGGUUCUCGGUCACGACGGCCCCCGCGGCGCUCCAUAACACGCGAGUGUUUGUCCUUGUCUACUCGGAGUUUACCGUCGCCGAGGCGCCGUCGCGGCUCCUCACCGACGCAUCAUCGCGGUUCAACAAUGGGCUCACGACUAUCAUUCCUGUCGUCCACCCGCGAUGCUCGCCGUACGUGCUGGACAAAAUCCCCGACUCGCUCGCCGUGGCGACUGCGGAACCGCCAUUCGGCGAGUACGUUGAUGCUCAGUAUGUGGGGCGGAUCCCGAUUGAGAACGAUUCACUCGAGGCGUGGCGGUAUGAGUUUGAGUGCCAGUUCACGGCGCGGAGCCUCCGAUACUGUUUCUUCCUCACCGACGGCGGUAAGAUUGUGCGGGCCAUGGCGCAGGCGGACCGGACAGCCCACUCCCGGGCGUCGCAGCAUGACGUAAUGAUCUCGUACAGGUCAACCGACGCCGGCUUUGUUGACGUCUUGCAGGCUUACCUCGAAGACCACGGGGUCUCGGUCUGGCGCGACCGGCGGAUGGAGGCCGGGACCGACUGGUCGUCGACCAUCGCGGCGGCGUCGCGUGGAGCGUCGGCUUGA